AUGAUGGCGUCCGCCGCAGGAGACGAUGAUGGAACGUCGGUGGGUGCCGCGUUGCUGACGCGCGGGGGCCCGGCGGCGACUGGGGACGCGAAGCAGGGACGGAGGCAGCCCCGAGCAGUGCCAAUGCGGUGUCGGCGGUGCACGGCGGAGGGUCAGCAGAGGUGGAACAGAAGGGGAGCAGCGUGGCUAUGGAUUGCAAGGAGCGGCAAAGCUCGUGGUGGUUGCAAAAUUAGUGACUGCGCUAGGGAACCUGCAAGCCGGACAAUGAGCUUGUCGCUUCUCCAGGGCUACUCCUCCGCUGAGGAGGACGACGACCCCGCCGCCGGCACCGAGCUGAGCGAGUCCGGUGAUUCGUCAGCCGAGGAAUCCGGAUCGGAGGGAGACGAGGGGUCCGCUCCUCCAAAGCCGGCCCUCAAGCCCCGCCGCCGACCAAACCCUAAGGUGGGAGAUGCCAGCGGCGGCGACGGGGACUCCUCGCUGCCCUCCGCGCUGGAGGCCUUCGCCGAUGUCUCGGGACCACCGGAGUUUCUGAGGCACAGGGUUGCCGAGCCAGAGGAAGGGACGGAGGCCCUCGGUGUACUCGAUCGCCGUGGGAAAGAGGGGAGCAAGCACCCGCCUCCAGGUGGUACACUUCUAGAGUUGGCUUUAGAUUGA
Messenger RNA from Miscanthus lutarioriparius, 654 nucleotides. The record is from the annotation of a GenBank genome assembly. NCBI's taxonomy places the organism in Eukaryota, Viridiplantae, Streptophyta, Magnoliopsida, Poales, Poaceae.